GCUGCAGGAAAGAAUGGGGGCCAUUCUGGAUAACAGUGGUCCCUUUAAGGAAAAACUCAUGAACGAUGAAAGGUUCAAUGAAAUGGCUGGAAACCAAAAGCAGCAAGAAGAUGACUCCUCUAGUGAGGAGGAAGAGUCGGACAUGGGGGGGCAGCCUGCGGAAACUGGCAUCACCACAGAGCAGGUAUGCCUGCCCCCCACUAGUUCUGAUGAAGAAAUAGACUACAGUGAGAGCAGCGGAGUUGGGGGGCAGCUUAUGGCCGAGAUACGCCACCUGGAGUCCCCCAAAAUUUGUGACGACAUUUGUUUUGGUGAUGAAUUACCUGAAGAUGAGCCGAUGGGAAAGAGGAGAAAAACAAAGACAUUAAAGCCAGAGGUGAGGUAUGUCUAUGUGACCCACCCUGCGUGCCCUGGGCCAGCUGAAAAGCCAGCUCAGGGCACGAACCCCACCAUCCUCCCUGGCCCGGUCUCUGCUGUGGGAUCGGUGCGUAGGAGUGGGGAGAAAGAAGUGGUAAAGAUGGCGCAGGACGCCGUCCCUGUUUGCGGUAACAGGGGCGGUGAGGAGAAGCAGGAGGAGCCAGACAGGAAGGCUCCCGGGGCGGGUGGCGAGGGGGGCAUGGUUGGUGGUCGGGUGGCUCCGCCCGCCUCUGCUGGGGCACUGGACAAGUGCCGGGUGGAGGUGCGGCGGGGCAAUGUUGCUGCCACUGCCCCCCUUGCAGAGGUCGUUGCCGGGAUCCCUGUCCUGGGGUCUGCGUCCUCUGCCCCGGUCUGCUUCGCCGCUCCCAUGCGCCAUGCAGUCCCCCCUGUCGGUUUUGGCAUGGCGGAGGGGGACGGGGGGCCGGGGGUGGUGGGGAUGGCUUCCCUUCCGCUGGUAUUGUAG
Bufo bufo (common toad) is the source of this 880-nucleotide messenger RNA. RefSeq lists its product as uncharacterized. NCBI's taxonomy places the organism in Eukaryota, Metazoa, Chordata, Amphibia, Anura, Bufonidae. Bases 14 to 880 code for a protein of 288 amino acids. The transcript has 3 exons. The record is from RefSeq and is a predicted model, not a curated record.